Molecule: messenger RNA, 930 nt
Organism: Camellia sinensis
Lineage: Eukaryota; Viridiplantae; Streptophyta; Magnoliopsida; Ericales; Theaceae
Source: RefSeq, a predicted model, not a curated record
AUGAUUGACUUCAGUGAUAAUAAAUUACAGGGGAAGGUGCCAAGAUCAUUGGCAAAUUGUACCGAGCUUGAGAUUCUUGAUCUCUCAAAUAAUCUGUUUGACGAUACAUUCCCCUUGUGGUUAGGAGAUCUUACAAUCUUACAGGUUCUCAUCUUGCGAUCCAACAAAUUCUAUGGUGCAAUAGGGAAUCCCAAAAUUAAGUUAGAGCUACCAAAUUUGCACAUCAUUGACCUCUCUCAUAAUGGUUUUACAGGUAAUUUGCCAUCAAAAUACUUUCAAAGUUGGAAUGCAAUGAAAUUUCUUGAUGUCGAUAAGAUGAAAUAUAUGGGCACAAUCAUUGAUGUUGGCGGGAACAAUGACACCCAAUGGAGUUACGACUAUUCGUACACAAUAAGCAUUAUAAACAAGGGUGUAAAUACAGAAUACCAGGAGAUCCCGAAUAUCUUCACUGCCACUGAUCUCUUAAGCAACAAAUUUGAAGGGGUGAUUCCAAAAUUUAUUGGAAACCUUAAGGGGCUUCAGCUCUCGGGAGAAAUCCCUCAGCAACUGGUACUUCUCACUUUCCUUGAAUUUUUAAAUGUCUCAAAUAACCAUCUCACUGGACCCAUUCCACAUGGGAAGCAAUUCAACACAUUCGACAACAAUUCCUACAAGGGGAAUUCAGGAUUGUGCGGAGACCCUUUAUCAAGGAAAUGUGGAAAGUUAGAGGCACCACCACCAUCGAACUCGGAACAAGAUAAUGAUUUAGUGUUCCCAAGUAAAGUUGAUUGGAUUUUCAUAUGCACGGGAUAUGUGAGUGGGAUAGUAGUCGGGGUGGUUAUUGGGCACACAAUAACCACAAGGUAUCACAAAUGGUUCAUCGAAAAUUUUGGAAGGAAACAGCACAAGCUGAGAAGGGAGAAAAGGAGGGGACACGGAAAUCGAAGUUGA